Molecule: messenger RNA, 1023 nt
Organism: Monascus purpureus
Lineage: Eukaryota; Fungi; Ascomycota; Eurotiomycetes; Eurotiales; Aspergillaceae
Source: the annotation of a GenBank genome assembly
AUGCCACUUCUUCAACUCCCUCUCGAAAUCCGCUAUAUAAUAUACGAGUUCGCCCUGUAUGUCUUUCAGCCACUACCGGAGAGCCCAGCUUGCGCGGGAAAGCGGGUGCGACUCUCACACUGUUCACACGAGUACCACGAAUGCCGCUGUCAGACAGGGGAUAUAUUUGUCAACUUUGAAUUUAGGGCCGUUAAAGAUGCCCAAUGCCUAUUCCAAGUGAAUCACCAGAUUUACAGGGAAGUUAGGUCUCUUCUUGGUCAGAGGGGAUUCCUGUAUGUGGUGGAUGUCAUGGUUGUGAAUGAGCGUGAGCUAUGGCCUACAUGGAUUGCUGCACCUGUGUGUUUUUACAGAGUUGAUCAUGCACAAGUCUCAUUCCGAUUUUUUGGGAAGUACGACAGCAAUAAUGGUGCCAGUCGGCUCCUGGAUAUGCUUCCUCAUUUUCUGGUCUACAUUACUCUGUGCUGGCCGGAGUGGUUUCAAAGAUACAACCCGCUGAAAAUAAAUAAGCUGACGCUGGAUUUCCGCACGCCUAAUGAUGAUCCUGAAAGACUCGCACCGCGCACAUUGGAAGCUUCUGAUUGGAUUUGGGGUCGAAUGGGCGCUGGAUCAGGGCCAUCUGUUGAAGCAGAAACUGGCCUAACCGGUCUCAUGCGGCCUGAAUGGCUUGCGAGAGAGAUGAGUCGGGUUGUUGAACAGGGGCUGCAGAUGACAUAUCUCGAUGGGACGUUGGGGAACACUAUGCACAGGCGACUGGGCACUGUGGAUAUCCGCGUGGAUGGAGACCUUCAAAAUACCUUCAGUGCUGCUGAUAUUCUGCAGCGCAUGCGCUAUGCGGAUGCAAUAUGUACGCCGCUGUACAUCCUUCCAGGUGAUCGAUUCAUGGCUUAUCUGAGAUGGAAGAAGUCAGUGUUGGAAGAUCGAGGAGCGAAUGGACUCCAAGUGCUCUAUCCGGAUGAGCCCGAGCUAUACAGCGGAUUAAGCUGGCAGAAGCUUCCGUCUUCGGUGUCCAGAAGACUAGGUUGA